CCCGGGUUCACGAUGCGCCACCACAGGCUCCUCUCUCCCAGAACAUCGACCAUUGAUGUCUCGGGAGCCCAUGGAUGCUGGAGCAGCUGUUGACGCGCCAGAAGAUAUCCAAGCUCAAGUGCUGAAUGCUACACUUGCCGAGAUCAAGACAAGGCGACUGGGUUCCGCGGAUUCCGACGAGUCUCGCGAUCGCGAUCGCGACUGCUGCGUAAUCUGCCUUGAUGCCAUUUCCGAUCCCUGUGCCGCCCUCCCCUGCGGCCACGCCCAUUUCGACUUUCUCUGCCUCGUGAGCUGGCUUCAGGAACACCCAAAUUGCCCGUUAUGCAAGGCCAACGUCUACAAGGUUCGCUAUGCGGACGACCAGAAAGCCGAGGCCUUCUAUCGCGUGCCCAACGCGCCCAGGACUCGAAAUGACGGGGGAGGCGCCCAAAACAACAGCACAAACUCCUUAGACGCCACAAUACGAAGGCGAAGAUUCGCCUCCCAAAGCGGGCUGCUGCUGCUCCGAGAGAGAGAGAGACGGCCGCCGAGACCGCCUCCCACUGUGGACGAGGCCAUCCAGCGGCGCCGCUACGUCUACCGACACCAGCUAUACUCCCUCCACAUAGGGUCCAACCGCAUCUCCCGGUACCGCCCGCACCCGACCCCGGCCCAGUUCGCUUCCACCCCGCACCUCGUCUCGCGUGCCCGGCUCUGGAUCCGCCGCGAGCUCCAGGUCUUUUCCUUCCUCUCCUCCUCCUCCUCCUCCACCAAUGACGAGCCCGAUCCCGCCAGCACCGCGACCAGCACGAACCGGGAAGAUCGCCGCCGCCGCAACAACGCCGAGUUCCUCCUCGAGUACAUCAUCGCCAUCCUCAAGACGGUCGACAUACAGGGCAGCGCCGGCCAGGCCGAGGCGAUGCUCGCCGACUUCUUGGGGCGGGACCACGCGCGCCUGUUGCUGCACGAGCUGCGCAACUGGCUGCGCAGUCCGGCCGUGGGACUCGCCGCCUGGGAUCGGGAGGUCCAGUACCCCGAGCCCGGCCCCGACGCUCCUCGGGACGUCGUGAGUCGUGGUGAUAGUGAGGACGGCGAGAACGAUAACGGUGAUGAAGGCGGUUCCGCCGCCGGUGAGGACGAGGCGGGAAGAUGGUGGCGGGACCGUGGCGGGGAUCAUUGGGUGGCCCGCCGGGGGGCGCACGCAAGUCCCGUAGGGAAGAGGAAGAGGCGAGCGAGUGGAAAGCCAAGGGAAGGAAGGGUGAGUCGAGCUCGAGCUCGAGGAGAUACGCAAGGAGGUGGAUGAGAGCCCAGAGGGCCGCGGAUAAUCAGCACGACGACGAUUGGUUUUUUUUCCAACACACCGCGUGGUGGUCAGCGCGAAAUCAGCGGGCGGCCGGUUACGGCUGUGUCCGGCCCUUCUCGUUGCUGAGAGAAGUGAGAGGACGAGGUUCGAAAAAGCUCGCCUCCGGACACUUAUGCCAAUUCAAACGGCGGAAUUCAGCU
Thermothelomyces thermophilus ATCC 42464 is the source of this 1482-nucleotide messenger RNA. RefSeq lists its product as uncharacterized. Gene Ontology annotation, molecular function: ubiquitin protein ligase activity. The transcript is spliced from 2 exons. The record is from RefSeq and is a predicted model, not a curated record. Bases 71 to 1282 code for a protein of 403 amino acids. Lineage: Eukaryota; Fungi; Ascomycota; Sordariomycetes; Sordariales; Chaetomiaceae. Gene Ontology annotation, biological process: protein monoubiquitination; protein polyubiquitination.